UCCGCGUCGGCUUGGAAGAAGCGGCUCGUGGAGUUUGCAGGAAACUUCAGGCUUCGAUUGCUGAAUCACUCUUGUGUUUCAUCAGAUACGAGGAUGGAUUCUCAGUAUGGGCCUGUCGCUCUGGGUAUACUGGCAGGUGUAGGCUGUGGGUUCUGCCUCGGGUGGCACCUCGGUGGGCGUUUUGGCAGAUCGUCCUGCAGCAUGAUGGCAGCUUUAGGAAACGGCGCCGGUGCUGGCAGCGAAGCCAGCGUGAUGGGCGAGAGCGGAGAGUUCAAAAUGAUCCUGGUGGUCCGAACCGAUCUGAAGAUGGGCAAAGGUAAAGUGGCGGCCCAGUGCUCCCACGCUGCCGUGUCCGCCUACAAGCAGGUCCAGCGCAGAAACCCAGAGCUCCUGAAACAGUGGGAGUACUGUGGUCAGCCCAAAGUUGUGGUCAAGGCUCCAGACGAGGACUGUCUGCUGGAGCUGCUGUCCCACGCCAAAGAGAUCGGACUGCCGGUCAGUUUAAUCCAAGAUGCUGGAAGAACCCAAAUUGCACCAGGGUCUCGGACGGUUCUUGGCGUGGGACCGGGACCUGCUGAUCUUGUUGAUAAAGUGACUGGACACCUAAAAUUGUAUUGAUUGAUAUUAUUGGAUUAAGAUGGGACUAAUCUGGGACAGUUUGACCAAUACUUAUCAUUUUUAUACUACCAGAAAGUGCAGUGAAGUUGAAUUAAAAUGGUUUAAAUGACACAUUGAUUUAUAGGUUUAACCAUUUAUUUUAAGUAAACAGUUCACCCAUUUCAUCAUUGAACACGAGUAAAAAAUUUUUGGUCAUAGUAAGUCUUAUGUACAGAAAAUUUGUUAUUUGGGAAUAUCAUUUCUAUCAUAUUUCAAUCACCCCUCUCAUACCCAAUGUUUGUUAAACUUUGGUGCAGAACCCACCUCCUGUUCCCGUUUCAAUCACACAACAAUGCUUGUAUGAUAAAUUCUGUGAACAUAUGGAUUUAAAACACUGGAUUUAUGUCAAACUGGCUUCUUAAGUCAGUCUUGAGUAUUAACAGUUUUAUUUACACGAGUGAUUAAGACACAAAUUCCGUUUAUUUUAUGAAUGUCAGAAUGAAACUGUCCAGUGAGUAUGAAGGGGGAGACAUUACAAAGAUUUUUUUGGGAAAGAAUACAUGGCACAAUCUGUUUUUAACCAGACUUUUCUUGACAAACAAGAAACCUUUAUUUAUAUUGUAAUCUGGGG
Sinocyclocheilus grahami is the source of this 1228-nucleotide messenger RNA. Its product is annotated as peptidyl-tRNA hydrolase 2, mitochondrial-like. Gene Ontology annotation, molecular function: peptidyl-tRNA hydrolase activity. Bases 94 to 618 code for a protein of 174 amino acids. The record is from RefSeq and is a predicted model, not a curated record. Gene Ontology annotation, biological process: positive regulation of anoikis; negative regulation of anoikis. Lineage: Eukaryota; Metazoa; Chordata; Actinopteri; Cypriniformes; Cyprinidae. The transcript has 2 exons. Gene Ontology annotation, cellular component: cytosol.